AUGAAUAGAGCUCCCCGCACAUAUAAAUGGCGCCCUUCUCAUAAAACGUUUCGAAUUAAACGUAUUCUUGGUAAAAAGGCGAAACAGAAUCGACCUAUUCCUCAAUGGAUCCGAUUCCGUACCGAUAACACAAUCAGAUACAACGCUAAACGUCGUCACUGGCGUCGUACCAAGUUAAACAUCUAA
Ambispora leptoticha is the source of this 186-nucleotide messenger RNA. The record is from the annotation of a GenBank genome assembly. Lineage: Eukaryota; Fungi; Glomeromycota; Glomeromycetes; Archaeosporales; Ambisporaceae.